This is a messenger RNA of Durotheca rogersii, 1391 nucleotides long. Its product is annotated as Alpha/Beta hydrolase protein. Gene Ontology annotation, molecular function: hydrolase activity, acting on ester bonds. Lineage: Eukaryota; Fungi; Ascomycota; Sordariomycetes; Xylariales; Xylariaceae. The transcript has 2 exons. The coding region runs from base 249 to 1151 and encodes 300 amino acids. The record is from RefSeq and is a predicted model, not a curated record.
GCUAGUCGCUUGGCUAUACAGGAUUUGUAUGAAAUCACAUCACAGCUAUCGGCGAUAUCGGCCCUCCCGAGCGAUGAUGUGGCCUAAUUCCCAACUACGAUGGAUUCAUCCUAAGAGGGGCGGUAGGCAACCAACUUACCCUUUUUCUUCCUCUUCGUUUCCCCCCAGCAUCACCCGGAUACAAUAAACCUCACCGCUUUUCCACGAAGCUACGACCAUACCCGAUACGCCACUACGAUAACGCGCCAAUGACGAUACAACUCGAGCCCAGUCAAAUCCCCAACGCCGGCCAGUACGUGGUACAGACAAGUAGGGGGGACUAUGUUAUCCAGGUAGCGUGGCCGCUGUGCUGGACGGAAGACCGCGUGGCGCCUGAGGGGGACCCUCCGGUCUCGACCUUCUACCUCGUGGACGGCAACGCGUACUUCCUCACGGCGGUGGACGUGGCGCGGCGGCUCGAGUUCACGAACGGCGCGCGGGCGAUCGUGGUGGGCGUCGGGUACCCGCGGACGCAGUACGUGUACAACUGGCGGCGGGGGCCGGACCUGACGCCGGCCAGCCCGGACGGGACGUACGAGAUGCCGGUGGGGCGGGACGGGAAGCCGCUGGCGGGGGUGUCGUUCGGCGAGGCGGAGCGCUUCCUGGCCUUCGUCGAGCGCGAGGUGGUGGCGGCGGUGGAGACGCGGCUGUUCGCGCACCUGGCGCGCGGCACGGGGCGCCGCGCGCUGUUCGGCCACUCGUACGGCGGCGUCUUCGCGCUGCACGCGCUGUUCACGCGGCCGACGCUGUUCGACACCUUCGUGGCCGCGAGCCCGUCGCUGUGGUGGAACCGCUACUUCCUCGCGCGCGCGCAGGAGCCGGCGCUGCGCCAGCGCGCCCCGCCCGCCGACCCGCCGCCCGCCGUCGUCCUCACCUGGGGCGCUAGCGCCCGCCGCCGCCCCGGCGAGCCGGACGACGCCUUCGCCCGCCGCAAGGAGGCCGCCGAGGACGACAGGCUCGAGGCCGACGCCAAGGCGCUGGCCCAGCGCCUCGAGACCUACCCCAGCGUGCGCGCCGUCCGGACGGCCCAGUUCGAAGGCGAGGACCACGGCAGCGCCGCCGUCGCUGGACUCCAGCGGGGUAUCAUGACGUUUCUCCUGGAAAAGGAGUAGGUACGGGGGGGGAAGGAGGGCAGUGGCGCGGAUCGGGGAAACCUGGAGAGACUCGAACGCCGAGAUCAGGCCUCUCGUCAACUGUAAUACCUACUUACACCUUACGCGCGUGGAUUUUCUUUUUGUAUUCGUCUUGGGAUCGUGAUUUCUUAAAGAGCGCAUUUCCCCCACGAGGUAUGUGAGAGAGCCAGUAAUAUUUUCCCAACUUGAGAACAUGCAGAAGUUGAAAAAAAACGUCGC